Molecule: messenger RNA, 181 nt
Organism: Entrophospora candida
Lineage: Eukaryota; Fungi; Glomeromycota; Glomeromycetes; Entrophosporales; Entrophosporaceae
Source: the annotation of a GenBank genome assembly
GCAUAGAAGAACUACAACUAGUCAAGCAAUGAAAGCUGCUGUCGAAGCUGAAAAUAACAAAAUGGAAUUGGUUAUAAAGACACCACUAUUCCAAUCAGAUGAUGUUGAUCACUUUGGUGAUAAUGAUAAAGAAAAUGAAGAAGAAGAAAGAGUUAGAUUAAGAGAUAGUGAAGAUAAUUAA